This is a messenger RNA of Tachysurus fulvidraco (yellow catfish), 1619 nucleotides long. RefSeq names its product phytanoyl-CoA 2-hydroxylase (gene phyh). NCBI's taxonomy places the organism in Eukaryota, Metazoa, Chordata, Actinopteri, Siluriformes, Bagridae. Gene Ontology annotation, biological process: fatty acid alpha-oxidation. The coding region runs from base 99 to 1106 and encodes 335 amino acids. The transcript has 9 exons. Gene Ontology annotation, molecular function: phytanoyl-CoA dioxygenase activity. The record is from RefSeq and is a predicted model, not a curated record.
ACAUAAGCAGUUAGCGGUGUAAACAUUAGCUAACAGAUAGCUAAACCGCCGUAGAGAAGACGUUUCCUGUAAAAUAAUAUUAUUUUGUUUUGAUUAUCAUGGCUCUACGGGCGAAGGAAAGACUAAAAGUUGUUUUUAACCAUCUGGGCCGUUCUGGUGUUAAAGUACACACAUCCUUUACUUCUGCACAAAAUGUAUCACAUCACCAUCCUGUAGCACUGAAGUACACCUUUGAUACAGAUGUGCUGUCUCCAGAACAAAGACUUGCUUAUGAAGAAAAUGGCUUUAUUUUGAUAAAAAACCUGGUUUCCGAAGAGGACAUUGAUCGAUUUAGGAACGAGUUUGAACAUAUUUGUAAAAGAGAUGUGAAGAUUCCAGGCUUGGUAAUAAUGAGAGAUGUGUCCAUUUCCAAGUCUGAGUUUGUGCAGGGGGAGAAGGCUGUGACUAAACUUCAGGACUUCCAGGAGGACCCAGAGCUGUUCCGCUAUUGCUCUCUGCCUCAGAUUCUAAAGUAUGUUGAGUGUUUUACGGGGCCUAACAUCAUGGCUAUGCACACCAUGCUAAUCAACAAACCCCCUGAUACAGGAAAGAAGACUUCUCGCCACCCCAUGCACCAGGACCUGCACUACUUCCCAUUCCGGCCAGCUGAUCGAAUCGUGUGUGCCUGGACAGCAAUGGAGAAAGUAAAUCGCCAGAAUGGUUGCCUGGUAGUGCUGCCUGGCACCCACAAGGGUGCCCUGAAGGAGCAUAUUUACCCAGAGUGGGAGGGUGGGGUGAAUAAGAUGUACCAUGGAAUUAAAGACUACAACAGCAACCAUCCCAGAGUGCACUUAGAAAUGGAGAAAGGAGACACUGUGUUUUUUCACCCUUUACUUAUCCACGGCUCAGGAAUGAACCAAACACAGGGCUUUCGGAAGGCCAUCUCCUGUCACUAUGCCAGUGCUGAUUGUCACUACAUUGAUGUGAAAGGAUCAACCCAGGAGAACAUCAGUAAGGAGGUGGAAGAGCUUGCUCGUAAAAGAAUUGGGAGUGAUACCACUCUUUCCUUUCAGGACUCCUGGGCACUUAGAGGACGUGUGGUCCAAGGACAUAGGACAUCACUGUGAUCCUCAUUUCUCACUCAAUAUCCAGAAGAAUAACUGAGAGUACUAAACCGUGUAAUAAUGUUCUCUAGGAGGAUAUAAUUUAAACAAUAAAGCAAUCUAAAUGCUGGGGAAAUAGGAUCAUAUAUGGAUACAACUCCUCAUAAUAUUCGCAUUUUAAAGAUAUAAUAAAAAGCUAUAAUGGUAUUUUAAUCCAUUUUCUAACAUUUAGAAAAAGCUUUGAAGUAUGUCUGAGAGCUUUAAAACAUAAAGAGUAUCAUGUGCCUUCUUUAAUCAGACAGAGUGCAGAAACAUGCAGUGCUUCAGAAUGCAGUCAGAUCUAAAUUGAAUGUAAUCUGUUUGUGUUUAAGUGCAUAGUGAACACUGAAAAACAUGGGCUCGUUGAGAAAUUCUGCUAAUUUGAUCUUCAUAUGCAGUAGCUCUGCUUGAGUAUAUUUUCUUUAUGUUUUUUCAAAUUUUUAAUUAAAAUUAAUAUUAUACUGUGAUUGUUUGAAAAUAAAUGUAAUUAUUAUGCAA